AUGGCAGCCGAAAAGAAACCCGCCGUAGCUACCGAGCUGGCAGGGUAUACCUCAACUUCCGAAGCGCUCCCCUACGCCAUCUCACCCAAAAGACUGCUAUGGAACGACUUCUGGACGCUCCUCGAGAAUGCCACCUAUCUCCCCGGUAUCAUCUUCCCUGUGUGGGCUGGCCGUCACGAACCUUUGAAUGAGCUCUCCUCUACGUGGUGCAAUGCGCGCAGCCUCGCAUUCCACUUCAUCCUCAUUGUGUUCCAACUGGGGUUCAUCUGCUCCAUACCGCUUUUUCUGUUUCUACCAACGACUACGUCGCUCGCGUAUAUCCUGAGUUUCAUUGCUUUGAAUGAGCUUGCUGUGAGGUCCUUCAAUGGCCCGAAGGAUAAAGAGUUUGUCAAGAUUCCUAAUGGCGGAAUACCUAUCGCUCCCGGCACGGAAACAGAGAGAUGGGUGUUUGUGAAUGGGGUUGCUGUCGGGGAUCACUGGCUUCAGAAUAACUUGCAAAGACUGGCCAACACUUUCCGGCGGAGGAUUAUCGGAGUGCAUAACCCAACACUCGGCAUCAUCUUCGACGUUGUCCAAUGUCUCAUCGAACGUGACUUCAACUACACCGUCCCCGACAUCCGCCAAGGAUUCGCCUACGUCAAGCAACAACUCAUGCAAGACGACGAGGUCGUGUCGAAAGUGAUCUUGAUUCUGCACAGCCAAGGCGGCAUCGAAGGCGGCAUGAUCGUCGACUGGCUCCUAGCCGAUAUGCCACAGCAAAAGUUGGCCAAACUGGAAAUCUACACCUUCGGCAAUGCCGCGAAUCAUUUCAACAACCCCAUGGCCAAAGACGGCAAACAUUUCCUCGCGGGGCGGAAUUACUUCCGCUCCAUUGGCCAUAUUGAACACUACGCUAAUGUGGGAGACUUUGUUGCACGGUUCGGGGUGCUGAACUUCACGACCAAGGACAAGCAACUCGGCAGCAACGACGACGACGAGAAGUCAGAGAACCGGUUUGUGGGGACCGUAUUUAAGAGGUAUGGGACUGGGCAUAUGUUAAACCAGCAUUACCUCGAGAAUAUGUUCACCAUGAAGGGGAAUGAGGUGUUGGAGAGUAAUCCAUUCAUGGACUCGCCGGUGGUAGUUGAUGAAGAAUAUCUCAACAAUAAUCCAAAGCAUCGUGAGCGACUGCAGAAUGGAGGGGAGCUGACUGUCAAGUCAAUGAGCCGGCUUUGGUUGUAUAGAAACGGCGGGACCCCGAAGGAAUACUGA
Messenger RNA from Pseudomassariella vexata, 1251 nucleotides. RefSeq lists its product as uncharacterized. NCBI's taxonomy places the organism in Eukaryota, Fungi, Ascomycota, Sordariomycetes, Amphisphaeriales, Pseudomassariaceae. The transcript has 6 exons. The coding region runs from base 1 to 1251 and encodes 416 amino acids. The record is from RefSeq and is a predicted model, not a curated record.